AUGGUCGAAUGUCUGAUGAGUCGGAAAGUCGACAGAUAUUAUCUUGUUGCUUUGCAAAUACUUUUGAUCGUCUUUCCGGAUUCUGACCACAAAGCCGUUCUCGAAACAUUACCAGCCAUGAUGAGGAAUGCGCUCGAGGAAACUAUACAACGAAUAUGGAUUCAAGGCCCUAAAAAGGUUUACCUCGACUACCCUGCCGAGGGAAGCAAAGACGAACGGAUUGAGUGUUGGAAACAGCGGGCGGAGCUUUACCAUGGCAUCGAGAUCGGGAUUGAGAGUUUGGACGUGGGGAUCUUCGCAGUAUGCCAGAAAGGACCGGAUGGUCUGCCUCCAGACCUCCAUGAGAAGGUCGAAAGCUCAGAGCAUUGCAGUAUUUUCACAGAUCACUUCGCGGUGAAUAUGCGACGAGCUGCUUGUGUCUUUGAGACGACUCAGCUUCCUGGCCGGGAAAUGGAGUUUCUGGUCUUUGUCCUGAAUGAGAUGAUGCAGAGAGAGGCGGAAACUUCAAAGGAGUUA
This is a messenger RNA of Fusarium redolens, 516 nucleotides long. RefSeq lists its product as uncharacterized. The record is from RefSeq and is a predicted model, not a curated record. NCBI's taxonomy places the organism in Eukaryota, Fungi, Ascomycota, Sordariomycetes, Hypocreales, Nectriaceae. The annotation marks the transcript as partial. The transcript has a single exon.